This is a messenger RNA of Porites evermanni, 2255 nucleotides long. The record is from the annotation of a GenBank genome assembly. Lineage: Eukaryota; Metazoa; Cnidaria; Anthozoa; Scleractinia; Poritidae.
AUGGCGUCUGAAAAGAACUGCAACAGGGAAGAAGCUACUUCUUCAACAAGCAUAGCUACAAAGGGUGAACAUUCAGGCGCUCCAAGCGUCAUAAAUACCUUUGCUAAUGAUGGUAGUUUUCUAGAACUUUUCAAAAAAAGGAUGGAGGAGGAAUCAAAGAAAUCGAAAGCGAGUGAAAAAUCAGUCUCCGAAGACAACGUCGAAAAGAAAGUCAAAGAAGACCUCGAACAGAACCAAACCGAGGGAAAAGUUCCUGGAUCCACGAAAAUGUUAGCACAGCAGGUCUGGUUUAGUGCAAAAAAGAAUGCUUAUAUUUUCCCUUUCGCUGGGAAAGAUUGAACGUGUAGUCUGACAAAAAAUAGUUCACAGGUUUCAUAUUUCAUUCUUAUAAACUUGUCGACGUCCUGAAUUCUUUCAGCUUUUGAAUUUUCAGUAUAAACACACACUUAUGGUAUUGUUCAAGGAGAAAGAGAAAGCAUAAGAUUUUUCUACACAGCCCCAUACAUUUGUUUAAUAUGAGUGUAGCAAUCUCAUACAAUUUCACACAAACAGUUUAUAUAAAAUAUGAACAGUCAAAACAUGUAUGCCUAGCAAAAUAAUGCAUGGGGCUGUGUUUCUUACCAAGUUGAAAACCUUAAGACUUCUUUUUGUCAAAAAAUCAAUCCUGAUAUUUGAUGUGAAACUAAGAUGAAAAUGAAAAUCAGAAAUUGACGUAUCAAAGUACCUAAAACUUUGAAAAAACGAAAGAACUUUGUUUACUAUUGUUCAUUACUGUGCUUUUCAAUAACACGCAAACCCUGAAAUUUAAAAGCCAGCUGACAUUUGCAUCUUACUCCACUCUCAAUGGUAAUUACAAUCCCACAAGCAAUGAACCUUGAAACACAAAUACACAAAACAGAUUGAAAUCUGCAAACCAUGACCUUUUGACCUUGUUCAAGUCAACGUCCAUUUCCUAAGAGGUCUGCUAAGAUGAUUGACAGCAGUGAAGAAUAUUGAAUUUCAGAUUUUGCGUGUUUUUGAAAAGCGUAGUAAAUUGACUGUCUUAUCUGAACUUCAUGUACAUGGUGGUCAUUGAGGAAUACAGGUCAGGAGGAGUUAUCAACAUCCUAAUAGCAUGAUCUUAUCUUAUGGUGUUAGUAUUAAUCCAAAAAAUGUAGGGAAAGAGGACAUUUGCAGUUGGAAAGAUGGGUGGAGCUUCUAGGCAGAUGCAUGCAAAGAAAAAGAAACAAGAGAAAGAAGCAGCCGAGGCAGCCAAAAAAGCUGAGGAAGAGGUAAAAGUGAAAUUCAAAAAGAAUCUUAAGUGGCCUAAAAUGUACCUCAGUUAUUAGAAAAUAAAUAUCCUGCUAGGACCCAGAAUCCUUACUUUGAGUCACCUGAGUGCAAGCCAAUUUUUAGCAGCUCUCACACAUUUUCUCUUACAUAAUUGUCGCCCAAUCUCGACCACAAGUUACAGUUAUAUUGUAUGUGACUGAGUAUCCUUUGGAUGCCCAGUUUUGAGAGGAAAAGCAAUUUUUUUGCAGCUUGAUUUUAGAUUACUGACUUGAGAGUUUGGGUGGAUUCUUGGAUAAACCCUGUCCCCUGGGGGGUUCUCCUGGGAAUUCUUGGUGGGGGUGUGCCGCCCAAUUUCCUCACCCGAUUUCAGACCAAAAAAUGUACUUUUCCGCAACCGUUUUCAGACCUGGCCUUAAGGCAGAAAUUAUGUCAUCAUCACUUAGAUUAGAGCACAAACAAACAAAUUCUUCAAACCAUUUUGAAUUCACUUAUUUCUCUUUCUUUCUUACUCAUUUGGAAUUGAAACAAUAAAUAUGUUCAUACUUUCCCAUAGUUCCCCCGAAAACCACACCCGAUUCCAGACCUAAAUGGGCAAAGUGUAUAUCCGUUUUCAGACCAAAACGGCGCAAAAACCCUACUCGAUGGGGCGGCACAUACCUAUACAGCUUAUACAAGGGAGUACCCCCCCCCCUCAGCCCUGUCCUCCUUGCCUUCUGCCCUCUUAUUACACACUAACUUAGUGCAUGCUAAGUUUUCUACUGACUAGAGCAUUUUCAUUAGUAGAAGCUAGCAACCAUUACUUAGGCUUGGAAGUUUGGGUCAUUCCUCAUUUAAUGUUUAGCUGUAUUUUGAUGGUCUCUUUUUCUCACAACUAGGCUGUGAGCAAGUCAUCAGCAUGGAAAGCUUACAUGGAUGAAGUUCAAAAAUACAAGGAAAUGAGUUGCUCAGAUGACAGUGACAGAGUACGGCCUCUUGUGAAAUAA